Molecule: messenger RNA, 1881 nt
Organism: Stylonychia lemnae
Lineage: Eukaryota; Ciliophora; Spirotrichea; Sporadotrichida; Oxytrichidae
Source: the annotation of a GenBank genome assembly
AUGGAAACAUCUCAAGGUGACUCGUGGUCAGCAAGAGCAUUCAGAGCUCUAGAUACUGAAGCUAAAGGCUACUUAGUUAGAAAUGAGAUUCUCUCACUUCUCAGAAAUCAAGGGGUCUACAAUCAUCAUUCUCUCUAAGAACUUAUUAAAAACCUAGAGGCUAUGAAUGAAAAUGAUCAUAUUAAUUUCUAGCAAUUUUGUGAUCUCACUCAUGGACUCUUCUUCUUAAAAAGAGUUCUAGAAUGGGACUUAACUAUCCCUCAUUUUGAUAAGUUUAGAACCAACCUUGAGAAUGGCUAUAAUAAAGUUAAGCUUGAUGUUAACAAUGAAUAUUCUUGGGGAGAAGUAGCAACUUACAUCCCUCCUCUCGCAAAAGCAGAUCCACUAUGGUUUGCUACUGGAUUUUGUUCCACAGAUGGUUAAUUCUGCCAGUUUGGUGACACCAGUAAGGUCUUCUCCAUUCAAUCAAUAGGCAAAGUGGUAGCAUACUCCUUCAUUCAUAAUAUUAUGGGCGAAGAUGUUCAUAAUUUUGUAGGAAAAGAACCAAGUGGUGUUGCCUUCAAUGCUCCAGUAUUUGAUAAGUAAGGCAAGCCUCAUAAUCCAAUGGUAAACACUGGUGCUAUCAUGGUCUGUUCUCUCAUCGUACAUCAAGGCAAAAAUAUCUAGGAUUUAUUGGAGUUCUACAAAAGAGCAAGUGACUAGGAAGUUAUAGAGGUAGAUGAGGAACUUUACUUAGAAGAGAAAUUAACAGGUUACACAAACCACGCAUUAACGAAUUUAAUGUUAGCGAAUAAUGUGUUUCCUAAGAAAGCCAACCCUUAAGAAACUAAAGCCUUUUCUGAUGAAUCCCUCGACCUUUAUUUUAAGAAUUGCUCAGUAUUAGUAAACACUCAAUCUCUAGCUAAGUUUGGUGCAAUGUUGGCCAAUAAUGGUAUUAAUCCAUCAACUGGGGAUCGUAUCUUAAGGCCGAAUACGGUUAAGUCAGUAGUCACCCUAAUGACCUCAUGUGGUAUGUAUGAUGGUGCAGGUAGCUUCAUUAAAGAUCUUGGAGUUCCUUCAAAAUCUGGAGUAUCUGGAGGACUUUUAAGUGUUAUCCCAGGAUUAGGAGCAUUUUCUACUUGGUCUCCUCCCCUAAACAAAGAGGGCAACACUGUUAGAGGAAUCUAAUUGAUCCAUGAAUUGAGUGCAAUCUAUAAUAACUUCAACUUGUUCCAUAGAGAUGUCAACAUAGCUGAUGUUACUAGGAAGCCAUUUUAGACAUUGAUUCAAACCAUCAUUUCCGCUUGCGCAUGCGCAGCUAAUGGGGACCUUGAAGGUAUCUCAAGAUUAUUCAACUCUGGAGUAGAUUUGACCAAAGGAGAUUAUGACACCAGAACCCCACUCCACUUGGCUGCUGCUGGUGGACAUUUACAUGUAGUAAAGUAUUUGAUUGAAAUAUGUGAAGUUCCACACAGUCCAAGAGAUAGAUGGGGAGCGACUCCUCUGAAUGAUGCUAAAAGUAGGGACGUUAAUGAUUACUUAGUAACAAAAGGUGGUGAGAGAGGAAAGGAUCAACCAGAGUACAGUGAAAUUCCAAACUUAACUGUUAGUGAUGAUUAGUAUAGGCUAUUUUAUGCUGCUGCUGAGGGAGAAGUAAGACUGAUGAAGAGUCUUCAUCUCAAAGGUUGGGUUAUUGAUUCUUACGAUUACGAUGGCAGAUCUGCACUUGGCCUAGCAGCUUCAGAAGGCCAUAAUGAAGCAGUAUAAUAUUUGAUUGACCAUGGAGCUAAUCUUGAUCAUAAAGAUGCCAGAGGGAACACUGCGCUUGAUGAUGCAAUUAGAGAAAAUAGAGCUGAGACUAUUGAAAUACUCAGAAAAGCAUUAGAGUAGAAAAAAAUUUGA